Molecule: messenger RNA, 3504 nt
Organism: Budorcas taxicolor (takin)
Lineage: Eukaryota; Metazoa; Chordata; Mammalia; Artiodactyla; Bovidae
Gene: PCDH17
Product: protocadherin 17
Exons: 5
Coding region: 1-3504 (1167 amino acids)
Biological process (GO): homophilic cell-cell adhesion
Cellular component (GO): plasma membrane
Molecular function (GO): calcium ion binding
Source: RefSeq, a predicted model, not a curated record
AUGUACCUUUCCAUCUGUUGCUGUUUCCUCCUCUGGGCUCCUGCCCUGACGCUCAAAAACCUGAACUACUCCGUGCCGGAGGAGCAAGGCGCCGGCACGGUGAUCGGUAACAUCGGCAAGGAUGCUCGACUGCAGCCCGGGCUUCCGCCCUCAGAGCGAGGCGGCGGUGGUGGCGGGCGAAGCAAGUCUAGCAGCUAUCGGGUGCUAGAGAACUCGGCGCCGCACCUGCUGGACGUGGAAGCGGACAGCGGGCUCCUCUACACUAAACAACGCAUUGACCGCGAGUCUCUGUGCCGCCACAACGCCAAGUGCCAGCUGUCCCUCGAGGUGUUCGCCAAUGACAAGGAGAUCUGUAUGAUCAAGGUAGAGAUCCAGGACAUCAACGACAACGCUCCCUCCUUCCCCUCGGACCAGAUUGAGAUGGACAUCUCAGAGAACGCAGCCCCGGGCACCCGCUUCCCGCUCACCAGUGCACACGACCCCGACGCCGGCGAGAACGGGCUCCGUACCUACCUGCUGACGCGCGAUGACCACGGCCUGUUCGCGCUGGACGUCAAGUCCCGCGGCGACGGCUCCAAAUUCCCAGAGCUGGUUAUCCAGAAGGCGCUAGACCGCGAGCAGCAGAACCAUCACACUCUGGUGCUGACCGCCCUGGACGGCGGCGAGCCGCCGCGCUCCGCCACGGUGCAGAUCAACGUGAAGGUGAUUGACUCGAACGACAACAGCCCCGUCUUCGAGGCGCCCUCCUACCUGGUGGAGCUGCCCGAAAACGCCCCGCUGGGCACCGUGGUCAUUGAUCUGAACGCCACCGACGCCGACGAGGGUCCCAAUGGCGAAGUGCUCUACUCUUUCAGCAGCUACGUGCCCGACCGCGUGCGGGAGCUCUUCUCCAUCGACCCCAAGACCGGCCUGAUCCGGGUCAAGGGCAACCUGGACUAUGAGGAGAACGGGAUGCUGGAGAUUGACGUGCAGGCCCGAGACCUGGGUCCCAACCCCAUCCCAGCCCACUGCAAGGUCACGGUCAAGCUCAUCGACCGCAACGACAACGCGCCGUCCAUCGGUUUCGUCUCCGUGCGCCAGGGGGCGCUGAGCGAGGCGGCCCCGCCCGGCACCGUCAUAGCCCUGGUGCGGGUCACCGACCGAGACUCGGGCAAGAACGGGCAGCUUCAGUGCCGAGUCCUGGGAGGAGGCGGACCGGGCGGCGGCGGCGGCCUUGGCGGCCCGGGAGGCUCCGUGCCCUUCAAGCUGGAGGAGAACUAUGACAACUUCUUCACGGUGGUGACCGACCGCCCGCUGGACCGCGAGACCCAGGACGAGUACAACGUGACGAUCGUGGCGCGGGACGGGGGCUCGCCUCCACUCAACUCUACCAAGUCGUUCGCCGUCAAGAUUCUGGACGAGAAUGACAACCCGCCUCGUUUCACGAAGGGGCUCUACGUGCUCCAGGUGCACGAAAACAACAUCCCAGGAGAGUAUCUGGGCUCGGUGCUGGCCCAGGACCCCGACCUGGGCCAAAACGGCACGGUGUCCUAUUCCAUCCUGCCCUCGCACAUCGGCGACGUGUCCAUCUACACCUACGUGUCCGUGAACCCCACCAACGGGGCCAUCUACGCCCUGCGCUCCUUUAACUAUGAGCAGACCAAGGCAUUUGAGUUCAAGGUGCUUGCUAAGGACUCCGGGGCGCCCGCGCACUUGGAGAGCAACGCCACGGUGAGGGUGACGGUGCUAGACGUGAAUGACAACGCUCCGGUGAUCGUGCUGCCCACGCUGCAGAACGACACGGCCGAGCUGCAGGUGCCGCGCAACGCCGGUCUGGGCUACCUGGUGAGCACCGUGCGCGCCCUCGACAGCGAUUUCGGCGAGAGCGGGCGCCUCACCUACGAGAUCGUGGACGGGAACGACGACCACCUGUUUGAAAUCGACCCAUCCACCGGUGAGAUCCGCACUCUGCACCCCUUCUGGGAGGACGUGACGCCAGUGGUGGAGCUGGUAGUGAAGGUGACGGACCACGGCAAGCCCACCCUGUCCGCGGUGGCCAAGCUCAUUAUCCGCUCGGUGAGCGGCUCCUUGCCCGAGGGCGUUCCCCGGGUGAACGGCGAGCAGCGCCACUGGGACAUGUCGCUGCCGCUCAUCGUGACCCUGAGCACCAUCUCCAUCAUCCUCCUAGCGGCCAUGAUCACCAUCGCUGUCAAGUGCAAGCGCGAGAACAAGGAGAUUCGCACUUAUAACUGCCGCAUCGCCGAGUACAGCCACCCGCAGCUGGGCGGGGGCAAGGGCAAGAAGAAGAAGAUCAACAAAAACGAUAUCAUGCUGGUGCAGAGCGAGGUGGAGGAAAGGAACGCCAUGAACGUCAUGAAUGUGGUGAGCAGCCCCUCCCUGGCCACCUCCCCCAUGUACUUCGACUACCAGACGCGCCUGCCGCUCAGCUCGCCUCGGUCCGAGGUGAUGUAUCUCAAACCGGCCUCCAACAACCUGACUGUUCCCCAGGGCCACGCGGGCUGCCACACCAGCUUUACCGGACAAGGGACUAACGCGAGCGAGACCCCAGCCACGCGGAUGUCCAUAAUUCAGACAGACAAUUUUCCCGCAGAGCCCAAUUACAUGGGCAGCAGGCAGCAGUUUGUUCAAAGUAGCUCCACGUUUAAGGACCCAGAAAGAGCCAGCCUGAGAGACAGUGGGCACGGGGACAGUGAUCAGGCUGACAGUGACCAAGACACUAACAAAGGCUCCUGCUGUGACAUGUCUGUUAGGGAGGCGCUCAAGAUGAAAACGACUUCAACUAAAAGCCAACCACUUGAACAAGAACCGGAAGAGUGUGUUAAUUGCACAGAUGAAUGCCGAGUGCUUGGUCAUUCUGACAGGUGCUGGAUGCCACAGUUCCCUGCAACCAAUCAGGCUGAAAAUGCAGAUUACCGCACAAAUCUCUUUGUACCCACAGUUGAAACUAAUGUUGAGACUGAGACUUACGAAACUGUGAAUCCCACUGGGAAAAAGACUUUUUGUACAUUUGGAAAAGACAAGCGAGAGCACACGAUUCUCAUUGCCAAUGUGAAACCUUAUUUAAAAGCCAAACGUGCCCUGAGCCCUCUCCUCCAAGAGGUCCCUUCAGCAUCAAGCAGCCCGACCAAGGCAUGCAUCGAGCCUUGCACUUCCACAAAAGGCUCCUUGGAUGGUUGCGAAGCAAAGCCAGGAGCCCUGGCUGAGGCGAGCAGCCAGUACUUGCCCACUGACAGUCAGUAUCUGUCCCCCAGCAAGCAACCAAGAGACCCUCCCUUCCUGGCUUCUGAGCAGAUGGCAAGGGUCUUUGCAGAUGUGCAUUCAAGAGCCAGCCGGGAUUCCAGUGAGAUGGGCACCGUCCUGGAGCAACUUGACCACCCCGGCCAGGAUCUGGGCAGAGAGGCGGUGGAUGCAGAGGAGGUUGUGAGGGAAAUCGACAAGCUUCUGCAGGACUGCCGGGGAAAUGACCCUGUGGCUGUGAGAAAAGAUAACGAUGGUUUUUUCUGA